Molecule: messenger RNA, 522 nt
Organism: Pistacia vera
Lineage: Eukaryota; Viridiplantae; Streptophyta; Magnoliopsida; Sapindales; Anacardiaceae
Product: secreted RxLR effector protein 161-like
Exons: 2
Coding region: 1-522 (173 amino acids)
Source: RefSeq, a predicted model, not a curated record
AUGUUAGACUGUAAGCCUGUAGAUUCUCCUAUGGAUCCCAAUGUCAAACUUGUUCCUGGACAGGGGAAGCCAUUAAAAGACCUUGGAAGGUAUCGAAAAUGGGUUGAUUCAGAUUCCCAACAUGGUAUCGGAGCAAUUGAUUGUAUUGCUGUCAGAUUCUUAACAGCAGUUAGUAUGGUUAGCCAAUUUCUCCAAGCCCCAUGUAGUGGUCAUUGGGACGCAGCAAUUUGCAUUCUCAAGUAUAUUAAAGAAGCUCUAGAACAAGGCUUGCUAUAUGAAAAUAGAGGUCAUUCUCAAAUUGUUGGGUAUUCUGAUGCUGAUUGGGCAGGGUCUGCAUCAGAUAGACAAUCUAUUUCUGGAUACUGUAUCAUGAUUGGAGGUAAUCUAAUAUCUUGGAAGUGUAAGAAGCAAGAUGUAGUAGCUAGAUCAAGUGUAGCGGCAGAAUAUUGGGCUAUGGCUCUCGCGACUUGUGAGCUCAUCUGGUUGAAACAACUUCUUCAAGAAUUGGGUGUAGUGAAGUGA